AUGGCGGCGCUGGAAGUUCUCUUCGGAAUCUGCGCGGAGAAGCUCGCCGCUCUGAUCCACGACAAAGCGGCGGCGAUUCUCGGGGUGAAGGAAGAGCUGGGGAAGCUGCAGAGGAGGAUGGACCGGAUCGACUGCGCACUGAUCCACGACAAAGCGGCGACGAUUCUCGGGGUGAGGGAAGAGCUGGGGAAGCUGCAGAGGAGGAUGGAGUGGAUCGACUGCACACUGAAGGACGCGGGAUGGCGAAGGACCAAUAAAGAUGCCGCCACCACCACCACCAACUGCUGGUUGACCGAGCUGAAAAGCAUCCUGCAUGAAGCGAACGACGUGUUUGACGACUGCAGGUCCGAGGGCGGCAAGCUGCUCGACAACAAGCUGCCGUCCGCAUCGUCAGGUCUGUCGAUUCUCCGCCGCAUCCCUUUGAUCUCUAACUUCAGCUCAGUUCUAGUUCGUAACAAGAUAGCGGAGAGAAUCAGAAAGCUCAACGAUAGAAUUGACGAGGUUGGAAAGGACGGGUGGAUCUUAAAUCUUGAGCUGGCAAAGCCGGAGGGACGAGCGGCGCCGGACACGUCGGCCGCGCGCGAGACUUGUGAAAUCAUGGAAGCCGAUGUUGUCGGGAGAGAAAUCGAAGAUGCUACCGACAGACUGGCGGAGGUGAUAAUCACGAAUGAUCGACGGAAUUUUCAAGUGACUGCUGUAACAGGUAUGGGGGGGAUCGGCAAGACCACGCUCGCUCAGAAGGUGUACAACAACCCGAGAAUUGGAGACAACUUCCAGGUAAGAAUUUGGAUUUGCGUCACCCAAAAAUAUUCAGAUGUCAGACUGCUACAGGAGAUCACUCGGAAAGCAGGAGGCGGCCACGGAAGUGCCGAACGGGUUUCGGAACUGCUCCCUAUUCUCUGCCGGACUCUUGGAGGGAGGAGCAUCUUUCUCGUGCUGGAUGAUGUAUGGCAAUCGGACGUAUGGACUGAUUUACUCCGAAAUCCGCUGCAAAAUGGAUCAGCAGCUAGCGGAUGUGUUCUGGUGACCACGAGAGACCAGAAUGUUGCGAUGAGAAUGGGCGCGAAACACGUUCACCGGGUGGAGAAAAUGUCUGUUGAUUCAGGCUGGGAGUUGCUUUGCAAGAAAACCUAUCUAGAAGAAGAAGGAGAAGAUGCGCAAAGUUUGAGAAGUGUGGGGGUUCGAAUUGUUAACAAAUGCGGUGGCCUUCCGCUUGCAAUCAGAGUGAUUGCUGGUCUCUUAACCACCAAGGAGAAGAGCAGAAAAGAGUGGGAGAAAGUUCUCAGAAGCAAUGCUUGGUCUAUGAGUGAGCUCCCUGAGGAAUUCAGGGGUGCUCUCUACUUGAGUUACGAUGAUUUGCCGCCUCAUCUGAAACAAUGCUUUCUUUCGUUAUGCCUUUACCCUGAGGAUGAUGUACACUCCAUUAGGGAUCUUCGCAGAAUGUGGGUGGCAGAAGGGUUCGUCGAUCAAGUAGAAGGUUUAUUAAUGGAAGAGUUAGCCGAGCAAUACUACUUCGAGCUAAUACGAAGGAGUCUACUACAACCUGAUCCUCGUUAUGUGGUUCAGGCCAGGUGCACGAUACACGAUCUCUUGCGAUCUCUUGGUCAAUAUUUGUCACAAGGUGAAAGUUACUAUGGAGAUCCACAGUGCUUGGAUGCUACUGCAAUCUCAAAGCUUCGCCGCUUGUCAAUUGCUGAGAGCGGAGAGAUUGUUACAAUCCCUGGUCCAGAAACUGAGCGACUACGAUUGAGAACAUUACUACUAACUGCAAGUCCACCUAGAAUUGAGCACAAUCUUUUCUCUAGAGUUCCAUACCUCCAUAUUUUGAUUCUUAAUGGACAAGGGAUAGAAUGCAUUCCUGAUAGUGUGGGAAGUCUAAUACACCUCCGAUUGUUAGAUCUUGAUCGGACUAGCAUAUCCAAUCUGCCAGACUCUAUUGGCUUCCUAACAAAUUUACAGACUUUAAACUUACAACAUUGCAAUUUUCUGAACACACUUCCAAGGAGCAUCAUUCACUUAUGCAGUCUUAGACGGCUUGGCCUUCUUGGUACCCCUUUAAGGCGUGUCCCCGAAGGAAUAGGGAGACUGCAACUGCUCAAUGACCUCGAAGGAUUCAUUAUUAACGCGGGCGAUAGUUGCAAUACCGAACGAAAUAGUUGGGACUUGGAAGAAUUAAAAUCACUUCGGCAGCUAAGGUGGCUCCAAUUAUCUAUUUUGGGGGGGGAACGUAACGCAAAUUCCGUGCAGUCCACGGAUGACCUAAUAGAUCAACCGCUGACGGUAACUCAUCCAAGGACUAGGGCUUCGGUACUUGAAGAUAAAGCCUUCCUAAAAGAACUAACUAUAUCCUGCAGACCACAGUCAGAGAGGGGAGAAGUGCCGCCAUACACAGAGGAGGAGAUCAGUAAGAUUGAAGAUAUUUUUGAGAAAUUGCACCCCCCACCUUGUUUAGAAGUAUUAGGGAUCCAAAACUUUUAUGGUCGGCAAAUUUCGAGUUGUAUGUUGCCGCCAUCUUUGGGUACUUAUUUUCCUUAUCUAACAGGUGUGAAUUUCAUAGGUUUGCCACUAUGCUCACAACUUCCACCUCUAGGCCAGUUGCCGCAUUUGAGGUACCUCCGAAUCAAAAAUGCUUUGGCAAUUGUAACCAUUGGUCCAGAAUUGCUUGGUAAUGGGGUUGGUGAUGGGGUGCACGCAGCAACGGCCUUUCCAAAUCUUGAAUUCUUUAUCAUGAUAGGCAUGCCUAAUUGGGAAGAAUGGACCUUGGUUGGCAGUGAAACAAGACAUUCAUCAUCUUGUUCAUUGCGAGUUAUGCCUCGUCUAGAGGAGUUGCAUGUAAUAGACUGCCCAAAACUUAGAGCACUUCCAAAAAGUUUGCAGCAACUUAGAGCACUCCGGAUUUUGCGGACUACAAUGGCUCAUAGCCUAAGUGUAAUUCAGGACUUCCUGUUCAUAAGUGAGCUUAGGAUUGAAAUGAAUAAUGGCAUAGAAAGGGUCUCAAAUCUUCCUUCACUAAAGAAGCUCAUCAUUUGGGACACUCCGGCUCUGAAGUGCGUCGAUAAUUUGGUUGCACUACAACACCUAGAGUUGCAAGAUUAUUCUAUGGAGUCCCUCCCAGAAUGGUUGUUGAGAUUGGUCCAGCAGCGAUUGCAUCUUCGCGACAAAAACCUCCAACUUGUGAUGCGCUGCAGUACCGCCGUAAUUCAGAGAUGCCUCAAGGGAGGGCCAGACUGGCCCAUCAUUGAGUGCUUUUCUUGUGUCAGCGCCUACACCGAAGAUAGAUCGGCGUAUCUUGAAUAUACCAAGCAAAGUGGGUGUUAUCGAACUAAUCAAUGAAGGUAACAUCGGUGAAAACUUUCCUACUUCUCUUCUCAUUUUCCUUUUUUUUUUUUUUUCUUUUUUCUUCUCGAUUAGUUGUCUUGUACUUCAAACUUUAUGUUUGGCAUCAUCUCAGAUCUCAAACUUAACUGCUCUCUCUAUGCUAGUUCAUGAUAUUCCCUAGUUUUCUCUG
Molecule: messenger RNA, 3508 nt
Organism: Ananas comosus (pineapple)
Lineage: Eukaryota; Viridiplantae; Streptophyta; Magnoliopsida; Poales; Bromeliaceae
Product: putative disease resistance protein RGA3
Exons: 1
Coding region: 1-3333 (1110 amino acids)
Biological process (GO): defense response to other organism
Molecular function (GO): ADP binding
Source: RefSeq, a predicted model, not a curated record